Chilo suppressalis (striped riceborer) is the source of this 3125-nucleotide messenger RNA. The record is from the annotation of a GenBank genome assembly. Lineage: Eukaryota; Metazoa; Arthropoda; Insecta; Lepidoptera; Crambidae.
GCACCCCCGCCGUGUUUUGACGUUUGAGAUCAGAGAUAGUUUUGGCAAGUUUUAUUUGUGAUUUGUGUAUUAUCCUUUCGUAAAGUUCCUAAAUUGUGAAAUGAAUCCACCAACGGAAUUAAGUUUUGAUGAGAUAUUAAAAUUUAUGUUAGCUCACAACGGCAAAGUUACAAACCAUGAGUUAGUUAAACAUUUCAAAGUGUUCCUUACUAAUCCAGAUAUGAGAGAUGAAGCUAGAAACACAUUCAAGAAACACGUGAACACUUUAGCCAAUAUAAAAAAUCAAAACAAUGAAAAAUUGUUAAUAUUGAAGAAAAAGUACAUGAAUAGUGCAAAUAAAGAAAAUGAAGAUGUGGUUGAAAGUAAGAUACCAGAUGUGCCAAGUGAUAGCACUUUGGCAUCUCCUUUACCUAAUGUUGAUACCCAACCACCUUAUCGGCCACCACCACCAGUGCAGCUCAACCAAGAUUUCAGUAUACUCACAAACUUGAUACAAGAUCAGCAAGUGAAUACACCAAUACCAAUAUCUUCGCCUAUUAAUACAACACCUGCUGAAUCCAAUGAAAAUCUCACAUCGCCUAUUGAAGAUACUCCUCCAAAAGUACAUCCCAGAAAAAAGUCCUUAGAUAAAAGUGCUUUUGAAAAACAAUCAUUAGGGUCUGCUGGCCAGAGAACUUCAAUCCCGAAUGAGACUUCAUCAGAGAUGGAUGAUACAUUAUCAAUACCGUUAACAACCUCACGGAGUGAGAGCAUGCUGGUCGACAAUGAACAAAAGAUUUCUGUUAAAGAGAGGAAGCAAAUGUUCAACCGAAUGGCUUCAGAGAGUGAUGUCUUAAGAACAAAGCGACAAGGCAAUUUUAAUACACAGGGCGUGGACGAAGAAGAUCGAGUAUCUUUGGACCCGAAAAGCGAAACUGAUCCCCUGGACUCGAAACAGAAGCAGUGGAUCCUGUGCGCAGCGAGGGGUGAAUAUCAUGCUCUCGCUAAAAUGUGUAAGGAAACUCCGAAGCUAGUCAAAACAAAGGUAUGUAUUUUAAUUUCAUUGUUGAAUUAUACAUGUGACACUUCGCUCAAGACAAUACGAUUGUAACUUUUGGGGAUCUUCUCAUAUAAUAUAUUUAUACUUAGUAUAGUCAAAGGUUGACAUACAGCCAAAUUAUUUUGCUAAAUCAAAGUCUUAACGCAUCACCAAUUCACCAUGAUUGUCUAAAUAAAGAUUACUACAUAUAUUUUAUAAGUUACUGUCAUCUUAAUUCAAAAUACGAAAAAAAAUAGACCUUCCCACUUCUUAAGAUCUAUCAAUUCAUUAUAGUACUGAAAGGCUGAAAAACGUCAUUUAUUUCGACUUCGCCUAGGACUUUAUGUGUCAGACCUGAGGUUUGACUAGUCAAACCUAGGAGCGCCGGAGCUUCAAUGUUUGAUCAUAACAAAAUAUAUAACUUGUGCUGUCAAGGAGCAUGAUUCUAUGAUCAUUGUCUUCUCGUUAAAAUAGUAAAAAAUAUUUCUGCAGUUAUUAGGUACUUCUGACAGAGUCGUUGUGUGUACAUAAAAUGCACGGUGGUAAUAUGUGUAAAUUAAAUUUGACUAUUAUUAUGUAAAAAUAUUAGUUUUGUGCACACAUUAUUAUGUAAAAAUAUUAGUGUUGUGAUGAGUAUGAACAUGUAAAAAGGUAUAAAAGAAAUUCAUUUACCCUUCCAUUUAUAUCAAUUGUUAAUUACAAUACAGUUGCAAAUCAUUUUAUUGUCUCAGGCUCAAGCACCAAAGCAGCUAGAUUUCCUAAUAAAAUAAAAUUAAGAACGGAUGUAGUUGUCUCAUAUUCCUAGUUUCGAGGCGUUAGUGUCAAGCGCGAGCACAUGCUCAAAAGGUGUGCUUCUAAUUGGGUCUUGGGGAGAUGGGUCGGCGCCGCGCCUGCGCCCGCCGCCGCAUGCUAUCUUGACACAUCUCCGGACGUAGUCCCUUGUUUCAUUUUACGAGCCAUCUCUCAGACCCUAAUUUUUUCAAUAGUAAUUUUCUGUUUACUCAAGUUGCACACUUGAUAUACAGACGUCAUAUAAACCUUAGAGUCGCUAAUUCCGAAGAAUGUUUCGACCUGGACGAAUAAUAAAUUACAAUGGACUGACCAUGUUCAGCUUUUUAAACAGCUUAGAUCUACAUUACUGGCAAUGGCAAUAAGGACUUAGAAAAUAGACAUAGCGUGUUAAUUAAGCUAGUAUCUUAUUUAAUUUAGUGAUUCAAUAAAGUCUCCAGGUCUAUUUUACCCAAAAAUAUGUUUUAUCAUAGAAUGUAGUGUCAAAAUCAGCAACCAAGAUUUGUCGCAACUUUCUAUAAUGAUCUACAUUUAACCCGUUAAGUCGUAAACAUGAAAAAGUAUAUUUAAAUUUGUUUAGCUCUAGACCUUUAUUUAAACGUGUUGUUUUGCCGUCGCGUUGAUUACCGAGUACAUUACUUUUAUUGAAUACCCUAUAAAAGAGGUAAUGAUAGCCUUCUCUUUUAUUGAUUCGUUAUAAAUCAGGAGUCGACGCAAUUGGAUUUGGAUUUUAUUGGCAGACUCACGUAGGCUUGUGAAUAGUUGUUAACUAAACUUAAUGAGAAUCACCUAAGAUUUAUCGUCGAAGACAUAUUGCCGUUUCCAUUUCGGUACAAUUAUGAUUCAGUAUAAACAUUUAACUAUUCUCGAUUGUUUAUCAUUUCUUCAAGUUUAAUACUUGGAGUUCUGUUUGGUAUUUCCUGAGGAUCUUGAUUUUUAUCUUAUAUUGUGUUGAUCCAUAACACGUGCUUUUAAAUGUAGAACGUCGGUUAUUUUCAUUUCCUCCUAACCGCCACUGGGGCUAAUAAAGCAACAAUAAAUAUUGUCAGACAAUAUGUAACACGUGUUAGCUAGCCUUGUUUGUUGACAUUUGUCGCUAUUCCUCUAAAAAACACUUUGAUGCUUAUUUUCGUAUUUGCCUCACUUGCUGAAAGAAUUAUAGAUUUGUGGAAAUACCUCUUGUGUGUGGGUUCUUAUGAUAUUUUUUUAUUGCAUGCCUUUCUUGUAUCGCUUUGAACCAAGAUAUUUAAAUGUGUCAUCGUUGUUUCCUAUCUAAAGAAACUUAACUUAAAUAUUCCUUCAUUAAUAACCUUCCGAU